AUGCGUCUCUCUUUCUGGAAAAUUUGUCUCAUAUGUAGCCCAGUGGUGGCUACAACGGAAGUUGUCAAGCUCCAGGCCUCCGCACACUUGCCCGUUGGAGCUUCAAAGCCUGUAGAGCAUGCUUUUGCAUCGUUCUCAUUUCCAGUUCACUUUUUCGCGGAUUUUGCUGGAAAUAAGAGUCAUCCAAAUCGCUUCUCUCAGGAUGUUGUCAGGCUUCUUCAUGAAAAGACAGGAGCCUGGCCACACAUCCGCGUUGGCGGUACAUCAGGAGAUCGUGCCAUCUACAAUGCCUCCCAGACCCAAUCAAUAAUACUCUCCGAGGAACUUGACAAUGGAAUUCCUCUCGAGGUCUAUCUUGGACCCACCUGGUUUGAAGGUUUCGAGACUUUUCCCACUCCCUGGACCUUCGGCGUCAACCUAGCCAACAACAAGAGCAACGCCCUGGAUAAUGCCCUUGCAGAAGCAGAGGCAGCUUUGAAACAUAUAAAAGGCAACCUUGUCGCCUUUGAGAUUGGAAACGAGCCUGACCUUUACCCUGGCUCCGUUCGGCCGCUGAAUUUUACUGAGGCAGACUAUGUGCGUGAAUGGAGGUACUUCGCAGAUGCUAUUUCGCAGCGUGUAAUGAAGGGGAAUAAGUAUGGAUUGGAUUGGUGGAAGAUAUUCCAGGCUUUGACUUUUGUUGAUGGAUGGAGCGUGUCAAAGGCUUUUGAUGAGUAUGGGAUCGACUCUACCGGGCAUGUCAAGCUCGUGUCACAGCAUCAAUAUGCCGCGGGAAAUGCAGACUGGGUGCGACUUGGAAGAUCAUUCAUGAACCACACUGCCAUCGCUGCAAACUUGACUCAAUAUAUUCCAGCCAUGGAAGCUCUGCAAGCUUAUGACCCGCAAAUCCCAUUCCUUCUCGGAGAGACGAACAGUGACUACGUGAACCUCAACAUGGCUGGAGUGGAAGGUGUCUUCGGUAGCUCCCUCUGGCUUGUUGAUUACCUACUUUUCGGAAUGAGCUUGAACAUCACCCGUUUCAACCUAAUCCAAGGAACUACCUUCGGCUACACCGCAUGGGUCCCAGUUCAAUACAAUGGCCAAGAUCCGAAGGUCAAGCCGCCGCUAUACGGCCAGCUUGUGGUCGCAGACGUGAUCGGUCACCACCGAACAGUCCAAGUAAAGUCUCUCGAUUUGGGACGAGACAACCUUUCAGCAUAUGCAAUUUACGAGUCAGAUAUAUUGGCCAAGUACGUCGUUGUCAAUCUCGACGAAUGGAAUUCUACCACGGUGUAUCCUCGUCCUUCUCAACAAAUCUCUCUUGAUGUGCCGGGAUAUGUGAACACGGCUGAGGCUAAAAGGCUUACUGGGCCCGGCGCUAGUGCGGAUACUGGUAUUUCCUGGGGUGGUUUGAGCUGGAACUACACCGAUGGCCGACUUGCUCGUUCUGGCUCGGAUCGUUGUGAUAUCCUGCGUGUUAGCCAUGGACGUCUUGCUGUCGAACUGCCUUCUAGUGAGGCUGUUGUUGUCGAGUUCCACCAUCAGUAA
Molecule: messenger RNA, 1527 nt
Organism: Penicillium atrosanguineum
Lineage: Eukaryota; Fungi; Ascomycota; Eurotiomycetes; Eurotiales; Aspergillaceae
Product: glycosyl hydrolase family 79 C-terminal domain-containing protein
Exons: 6
Coding region: 1-1527 (508 amino acids)
Source: RefSeq, a predicted model, not a curated record